Messenger RNA from Diaporthe citri, 843 nucleotides. RefSeq lists its product as uncharacterized. Lineage: Eukaryota; Fungi; Ascomycota; Sordariomycetes; Diaporthales; Diaporthaceae. Bases 1 to 843 code for a protein of 280 amino acids. The transcript has a single exon. The record is from RefSeq and is a predicted model, not a curated record.
AUGUCAGUGUCACUGCGCGGCUGCAGAGCCAGAGAGAAGGAACCAGAAAAGUCAUUCUGGCUCGAGUUCCAGGUCUGCAGCGACGCCCACUACGGCCACCAGGCGCCCCGGCCUGCUGCUGCGGCCGCGGCCGCCCCAGCCACAUUCACAUGCUUCGGUGACCUGCCCGUGGAGCUGCGGCUCAAGAUCUGGGAGCACCUCCUGCAGCCGCGCGUCGUGAUCGCGGCCUGCCUGGACGAGGAAAACGCCGCCGACAAGCGGGCACAGCUGGCCCGGCGGCCCAGCCUGCCCGCCACGCCGGUGCUGCUCCGCGUGUGCCACGAGGCGCGCGCCGUCGCCCUGCGGCGCUACGAGCGGGCCUUUGCGUGGCGCGUGCCGGCGAUGCUGGUGCGGCCCCGCUCGGCCCCGGCGCGCGUGUGGUUCGACUUCUCGCGCGACACGCUGCUGCUGCUGGGCGAGCUGGAGCCCUACGACAGCAGCAACAUCAACGCGCCCAUGGUCUACUUCCUCGACCGGGCCGACGCGCGCCGCGUCAGGCACGUCGCCUGCGCCUUCGAGGAGCUGCGCUUCGGCGAGGUCGAGAGCGAGCAGAUAUUCGGCUGCCUGUUCCACGUGCUCGACUCCUUCACGGGCGCCGGGCGGCUGCUCAUCACCAGCACCGACGACGACCUGCGGACGCACACCAUGAUCGGGUGCCUGCCGAGCUCUACCGACAAUGUCGUGCAGAAGAUCUGGUGGGCGUGGAUCAACGGCACGAGUAUUGUCACCAGCAGGAUGAGGGACCGGCAAAUUCUAAUGGUGAGGGAGGACGGUCUUGCGGAUUUCGUUGCCGAGCAUAUCUAA